This is a messenger RNA of Diplodia corticola, 2418 nucleotides long. Its product is annotated as cap-gly domain-containing protein. The transcript is spliced from 2 exons. Bases 1 to 2418 code for a protein of 805 amino acids. NCBI's taxonomy places the organism in Eukaryota, Fungi, Ascomycota, Dothideomycetes, Botryosphaeriales, Botryosphaeriaceae. The record is from RefSeq and is a predicted model, not a curated record.
AUGCAGACACCGCGCCGCACAAACAUCCGCCCGUCGCUGGCGAAGCCCGGCAUCAACACUGCCUCGACGCCGCAACUCUCCUCUGCCGCACGCACCGCCCUCGAUCGCAAAGCCUCGCUGCACGCGCUAACGGCAGGUGGUUCUCCUGUCACGCGCACACCCGGCGCGAACGGCGGCAUGCACGCUGCCGGGGACGGCGGCCCACUUGCUGUUGGCGACCAUGUCGACGUGCCCGGAGGAAUGUACGGUGUGGUCAAGUUCGUGGGUGGUGUGAACGGAAAGAAAGGCACAUUCGUCGGUGUCGAGUUGGCGAGGGAGUACGCAGCUCGCGGGAAGAACGACGGCGACGUCGAUGGCACGCAUUAUUUCCACACCUCCGUUCCUGGCUCUGGAAUCUUCCUUCCUUCCCACCGGGCCACGAAGCGCGCAUCCAUCGCCGACAGCUCCGAAAGCUUUCCCGCAACACCAAGCACACCAGGUGCGACCUUUGACUAUGGCGGCACUUCUCCCACACCGCCGAUGCCCAAAUUCUCCCAGUCGGUAGGCCCUGGCACUCAUGGGGCCAGUCCUCAGGGUAAACGGAUGGUCAGGCCGUCGCUAUCACGGCCAGGAUCCCCGGUCAAGAGCAAGCCGAGCCUGACGCCCACGCCGAAAAUGCCCACACCGGGCAGGAACAUGAGCGGAUUCUCCAAGAGCACAGUUGGUCCGUCUCGCGGCGUUACUCCGAGCCCCAUGCCCAACCGGACGAUCGGCGGAAGGACUCCCCAGCCCCCCAAAUCGCCAUCUCGAUCCGGUUCGAGGACGGAGGAAGAGCAGGAUCUUGCUUCCGUCUCUGCGCUGAGCGAGGCGGAUAGAUCCAUUUCGGGUGCAAUGUCCAACCGCGGUGCUGACGAGGAAGUCAUGAGGUUGCAGAGAGCGCUUGCGGAACGCGACAAGCAGCUGUUGGAACAGGCGCACAGUCUCGCAGAGAUGGAGAGCAGUCUGCAAGAGAUCCAGAGCCUGCUUCCUACAGACGGAUCGGAAAUCUCCAGAUCGUCACAAGGCGGCGAAAUGGACGCAGACGCCGCACACCUCCGUGCAUUACUGCGAGAAAAGAAUGAAAAGAUCUCCAUGCUGACGGCAGAAUUCGACAUGCACCGAGCUGAUUUCCGCAGCACGAUAGAUACCUUGGAGAUGGCGUCGUCCGAGACGCAGCGCGUUUACGAGCAACGAAUUGAUGACCUGAUGGCUGAGAUCCGCGAAUUACAGGAGCAAACAGAGGAUGUCGAGAGCGUGGCUGAACAACUCAAACAGUUAGAAGAGCUCGUCCAGGAAUUAGAAGAGGGUCUCGAGGACGCUCGCCGCGGUGAGGCCGAAGCCCGCGGAGAAGUCGAGUUCUUGCGCGGAGAGGUCGAACGUGGAAGAAGCGAGCUUCGGCGGGAGAGGGAGAAGGCGGCUCAGGCGCUCAAGGACGCUCAAGCCCUCGACUCCGGCUCCUCCUCGCGGGAAAUGGAGCAACGGGACGACGAGAUUCGCGGCCUCAAAGCCAUCAUCCACUCCCUCAGCUCCGGCGGUGGUGUGCAAAGUCCCAAGCUGGACAAGCGGAGCUCGCUCGACGGCCCCAGUGAGGCCGAGAUGACAGAGCUUAGGACUUCGCUAGAGCGCAUGGAGCGUGAGAAGGAGGAGCUCCGCGGUCUCAUCGAACGCAAGUCGUUCCGCGAGGAGGAACUGGAGCGGGAGGUCGAGCGUCUCCGCACCGAGGCAACGCUCAGCGGCGGCGAAGCUGCCCGCGACAGCGUGAUCAGCAACAAGACCAACGACCACGCCACCCCUCGGGACUCCAAGAGCACGAUCGUCAGCUGGCGCGGCUACCAAAAGCAGCAGCAGCAGCACGAGCGCAACGGCUCGGAAGUCAACAAGCUCACCCCCAUGGCCGAGUCCGAGCAUGAUGACCGCGCUUCCAGCCCCGGCGGCGCCAGCGAGCUGUGGUGCGAGAUCUGCGAGACGGGCGGCCACGACAUCCUCAACUGCACCAACGAUCUGGGCGGUGCUGGCAAGAAGGCCUCGUUCGGCGGCGCCAUCAACGAGCACCACAACGAACUGCACCUGGCUGCGGACAUGUCGGAGGACACGGACAUCGCAAGCUCCGUCGCCGACGACAUCAUCCAGAACAUGGAGAAGAUGUCGCUCAACCGGUCCCACGACGCCCCCGCCCCUCUUUCCUCCUCGCUCGGAAGUCCCAGCCCGGCACCCAAGGCCGCUGCUCCCCCGCCCGCCGCUCCCGCCCCCGCUCCUCCCACUUCUUCCGCCUUGCCCAACCCCUAUGAGGAAGGCCUCGUGGCGGGCAAGGGACAAGACGUCGAUGCGGAUAAGUGGUGCGCGUUGUGCGAGCGGGAUGGACACGAUGCCACCGCUUGCCCCUUUGAGGAUAUGUUGUAG